This is a messenger RNA of Thalassophryne amazonica, 1015 nucleotides long. RefSeq names its product fibrinogen-like protein 1. The transcript is spliced from 7 exons. Bases 24 to 980 code for a protein of 318 amino acids. Lineage: Eukaryota; Metazoa; Chordata; Actinopteri; Batrachoidiformes; Batrachoididae. Gene Ontology annotation, biological process: negative regulation of T cell activation; regulation of immune response. The record is from RefSeq and is a predicted model, not a curated record.
GUUGGCAGCAGUGAGGUGAAGGGAUGAGAGUUGUUUCACGCAUUCAUUGCGUUAGCAUUUUGUUGCUGCUCCUUAUGUUUAUUGUUUUUAUUUAUUUUGUUGCGUCAUCGACGGCCACGGAGCCAUCGUGUCAGGAGACGGUAGUCCGUCUGGAAACAGAGAUCCAGGGUCUGAUAGAUGUGAUUAACAGCCAGCAUCGUUACAUCCAAGAGCUCCACAACAGCCAGGCUCAGCAACUGGAGAACAUUCCCACCUCGCUUCUGGGGUCUGCGAACCACUACAGAGACUGUUCAGACGUGUUCGCAGAUGGUAACGUGGCCAGCGGGCUGUACGUGGUUCGACCGGAUGGCUUUCCCACCGCGCUGAGCGUCUAUUGUGACAUGAACAGUGGAGGAGGGUGGACAGUCUUCCAGAGGAGGAGAAAUGGCAGAGAGAGUUUUGACAGAGCGUGGGUGGAGUAUAAACAUGGGUUUGGAGACCUCCACUCUCCUCAUGGAGAAUUCUGGCUCGGGAAUGAACCUUUACACCAUAUCACCUCACAAGGAAACUACGACCUCCGGAUCGACAUGGAAGACUUUGAAGGUGACCAGCGCUAUGCAGAAUACAAGAAGUUUAAAGUAGACGCGGAACAGGACCAGUACCAGUUACAUUUGGGUGCUUACUCUGGUAACGCGGGGGACACACUGGCUGCAGCUCACAGGCCCCCUUCUGUGCGGAGGAAAUGGACCAGCCCAGGCUCGGGGUCCACCGGAGUCAAAUUCAGCACCUAUGACCACCCCAGUGAAAACGUUGCCAGGUGCAUCAGACACAGCAAGUCGGGCUGGUGGUUCAGCAGGUGUGAUGCAGGGAACCUGAAUGGUCAUUACUACAACGGACCAUACCAGGCGAUGACCAGUGACGGAGUGGUGUGGUACACCUGGCACGGCUGGUGGUACUCAAUCAAGUCUGUUGUCAUGAUGAUGCGAGCUGCUGACGCCUAGCCCUCUGCUCGUCACCUCCAUGAUGAAGAUAGGUG